Messenger RNA from Symbiodinium natans, 2319 nucleotides. The record is from the annotation of a GenBank genome assembly. Lineage: Eukaryota; Dinophyceae; Suessiales; Symbiodiniaceae.
AUGCCGGAUGCCUCGCAGAAAGACCAAAAAGGCGGCGGCCAAGACAAAGAUGAUCUUGCGUUGGAUGCCUUGUCCGUGCACCUGCCGCAAGCAGUUCUGAUGCUCCAUUAUCUAUGGUGGCUCAGCCGUGACCGCUUCGUGCUGUCUGUGGGGCACGCGUCUGCCUUGUACUACAGCAUGCUCCACCUUGUUGGAACGGGCAUUGGAGGCCCCUACGAGGUGUGCAUGGAGCAGCUGAAGCAGUUCCGCCAAGCGGGCAGUAGCACUCCCGGCCACCCCGAGUUUCGCAUGACCAGCGGCGUGGAGGUGACGACAGGCCCUCUGGGCCAGGGCUUCGCCAACGCGGUGGGAAUGGCGAUCUCUGAGGCCCACCUCGCCGCGCGCUUCAACCGCGAGGGCUUCACCCUUUUCGACAACUACACCUAUGUGCUCGCUGGUGAUGGCUGCCUGAUGGAAGGUGUCGCGCAGGAGGCCUCCUCCCUCGCUGGUCAUCUGAAACUGCACAAGCUCAUCGUCUUCUACGACGACAACAAGGUGACGAUCGAUGGCGGCACCGACCUUGCUUUCAGUGAGGACGUGGGCGGUGUCUUUGCGGCCAAAGGCUGGAAUGUGCUUCGACUGGAGGAUGGCAAUCAGGUUGAUGCGAGCGUCUACAGAAAGGUUGUGGAGGAAGCCAAGACUCAAAAGGAGAAGCCGACCAUCAUCAUCAUGAAGACGACCAUCGGCUGCGGCGCUGGCAAGGGCAUCGAGGGCACCUCGAAGGCCCAUGGAGGCAAGUUCUCGAACUUGGAGGAGCUGCGAAAGAAGUGGCACUCUCCUGCGGGUCUACGGAGCGGCGGGGGCGAGCUGGACAAGCAGGUGGCCGAGUUAGUGCAACAAGAGCUGGAUGCCUUGGCCGCCUACGGAAGCCCCGAGAGCAGCUCUUCUGCCAAGUCAGGGGUGCUUCCGAAGUUUUACGUGCCGAGGCCGGUCCUGCAGCGCUUUCGAAGCUACGGAAAGGAAGGCGACAGCCUCUGCGAGGCUUGGGAGGGCCUCUGCACCCGAUACUGCGAGACCUUCCGUCAGAAGGAGCCCGCAGUGGUGCGGGACUUGGAGGAGCGGCUCCAGGGGAAGUACGUGUCCGACAGCUGGGAGGCCUCCGCGGAGAAGUACCUGUCCACUGAGCUUGCUUCCAUCAUGUCAGCCCUUCCCGACCUUCGGAACGAGGAGAACCCGACUGAAGGGGAUGAGCCGCCGGCGAAGCGUUUCAAGGUGGGCGCGAAAAGCUUCAAGUACAAAGCUGGCAGAGUGUACGUUUCGGAGGUUCUGAAGAAUUUCGCUGAGCAGAACCCAGCGCUGAUCGGAGGAUCUGCUGACGUCGCCAGCAGCGUCGGGGCCCACUUCCCAAGCGUUCAAGGCCACUUCCUCCCGCCCUCCCUCCGGCCGGGCUGCAGCUACGCCGGGCGCUACAUCCACUUCGGCGUGCGCGAGCACGCGUGCCUCGCCAUCCUCAACGGCAUCUGCUCCUACUCCGCGCUCAUCCCCUACGCCUCCCUCUUCACCGUCUUCUUCCAGUACGGCAUGCCUGCACUCCGAAUGGCCUCAAUCUCCAAGUUCCCAGUGCUUUACAUCGGCACGCACGACUCCAUCGACCUGGGGGAGGACGGCCCGACGCACCAGCCCGUUGAGGUCUUGCCGCAGCUGCGCGCCAUGCCCAACUUCCUCGUGGUCCGCCCCGCGGACGUGGAGGAGGUGGUAGGAGCUUUCCGUGUUUUUGCCGAGCAGUACACCGGCCAUCGCGAUGUGGAGCAGUACAUCGACCCCAAGCCUCUGAAGCGCCGCCCUGUCUUCAUCAUGACCUCGCGGGGGGAGCUCGGCCUUCCCUACAAAAGCAAUGCCCCGCUGAAGGGCCGCGAUGGGGUCCUGAGAGGAGCCUACGUGGUACAUGACUGCCACGACACGCACACGGCGCAGCUGACAACCUCCCAGCUGCCGGACAUCAUUCUCAUAGGCAGCGGCCAGGAUGUGGCGCUGGUCAUGGAGACGAAGGCUCUCCUUCUGCAGUGGUCGCGGAAGGUGAACCAGCAGCUGUCAGGAGCCUUCGACGGCUUCCCUCCGGCGAAAUGGGAGAAUCAGGCACUGCUGAAGGUCCGAGUCGUCUCCAUGCCCUGCUGGGAGAUCUUCGAUGAGCAGGAUCAGGAUUACCAGGAUUCGGUGCUUCUCUCCAACUACAACGACAUCCUUCGCAUCUACGUGGAGAAGGCCGCCACAAAGAACACUGGGCACGACAAGUAUGCCCACUUCUCGAUCCUGAUGCCCUCCUAUGGCCUGUCCGGGAAG